Messenger RNA from Hibiscus syriacus, 760 nucleotides. RefSeq lists its product as uncharacterized. The record is from RefSeq and is a predicted model, not a curated record. The coding region runs from base 1 to 663 and encodes 220 amino acids. Lineage: Eukaryota; Viridiplantae; Streptophyta; Magnoliopsida; Malvales; Malvaceae. The transcript has 3 exons.
AUGACUCAGAAAGAACUUAAUUUGAGGCAAAAGAGAUGGGUUGAAUUCUUAAAAGAUUAUGAUAUGAUAAUUGAUUAUCACCCCGGGAAGGCUAACGUGGUAGCUGAUGCCUUGAGCAGGAAAACAUUUUCAAAACUAGAAAACGACACCGUUUUUCCGAGUUUGGAUUUCCGUUCUAGGGCUUCCCCAUUUUCUCAUUCUCCCACCAUCGAAGAAAAGAGCUUACACCGUCGAAACCAUUGGCGACGACCGGACAGCCAAAAGCAACAACACCAGCAGCAACAGAACAAAUCGACAGAGAAGAGAAAGCCAGUGUUCGUAAAAGUGGACCAAUUAAAUCCAGGGACCAAUGGCCAUACCGUAAUCGCCAAGGUCUUGUCUUCCAAUACGGUCCUUCAAAAAGGCCGACCCGCUUCUCAACAUCUUCGACAAACCCGAAUCGCCGAGUGCCUUUUCAGAGACGAGAACGGCGCCAUCCUCUUCACUGCUCGUAACGAUCAAGUUGAGUUGAUGAGGCCUGGAACCACUGUAAUUCUUCGUAAUGCAAAGAUCGAUAUGUUUAAGGGUUCCAUGAGGUUGGCUGUCGACAAAUGGGGCCGUAUCGAGGUCACCGACCCUGCUAACUUUGUUGUCAAGGAAGAUAACAAUCUAUCUCUCAUUUGAAUAUACGGCCAAGCGAUUUAAUCGAUCUGGGUUUAGUCUUCGCCCCGGUUGAAGAUGCUGUUCGUGAGACUCGUACAGUUUGGCGAGAAGUUAUACA